Trichosporon asahii var. asahii CBS 2479 is the source of this 1095-nucleotide messenger RNA. RefSeq lists its product as uncharacterized. The record is from RefSeq and is a predicted model, not a curated record. NCBI's taxonomy places the organism in Eukaryota, Fungi, Basidiomycota, Tremellomycetes, Trichosporonales, Trichosporonaceae. The transcript has 3 exons. Bases 1 to 1095 code for a protein of 364 amino acids.
AUGCCGGUCGCGCGCAUCUGCUCCAACAAGGAGAACUCCUUCUGCCGGCCCGCUGCUGCUAUCCGCGCUAAGGCGGCCAAGGUCAAGGCCAAGGCUGGCCUCGCUGCUGGUCUCGGACUCGGCCUUCCCUCGCGCCGCCACAAGCGGAGCACCUCGAUCCAGCGCGCCAAGGCUGCUAACAGCAAGCCGAAGGCGAACGCGAAGCUCCAGUCUUCGAACGCUUCGCACGCUGCUCCCAAGUCCUCGGAGGGAUACAUCAAGCUGCCACUCAACCUCUCGCGCCCGGCUCUGCCCCAGGUCGCCGAGCUCGAGCUCGAGGGAGACCUCGUUCCCUCGACCUUUGUCGUCGACAAACUUCAGCCCAUCCUCUCCGGCAUGCUCCUCGCCGCGGCCCUCUUCCAGCCGUACCCCGGUGCCUCCAAGUCUCGCACUGAGGGACGUCGCAGCUUCGCCUUCGGUCUCCCUCGCUCCGUCUCGCACCUGAACGUCUCGGGACUCGAGCCCGACCUCUGCCUCGCGCUGCACCGUCCCGGAUCGACAGAGGCGCUUCAGAUCUUCCCCACUCACCGCCUCGUCUACGCCUCGCAGUGCGCGUACUUCCCUUCCCUCCCUCUCUCCUACCCCGGCGACGAGGAGGACCACGGCCUGGAGACCAUUCCUGAGGACGACGCUUCGGUCUGCUCUUCCGCUCCCUCUUCCGACGCUUCCGACGCCUCCGGCGCCGAGAGCGACGACGACUCCGCCUCCGAGGCCAGCGCCGACCUCCACGCCCCGUCCUACCUGCACCUCCCCGUGCUCGGUCUCGAGGUUCCCUCCCCCGAGACCUGGGAGCUGGUCCACGUGCGCCUGCACUCGUCUGACGAGUACUGCUGGCAGAAGCAGUUGCUCGGCCUCCCUGCCGCCGACACUCCCGCUGCUGCUCGCAAGGCGCUGUCUGGGCUCGAGGCCGGGGAGCUGUUCCAGGUCAUGCGCCGAGUCCAUGGCGCUUGGCAGAACUGCUGUGCUAUCGGCGUCACGAACGAGAAGGUCUGGGAGCAGCUCGGGAGCGCGUGGGCCGUCGUGAUCGACGUGAUCAAGGCGCGGGCUACGGUGUAG